AUGCUAGUCGAGGCAGCAGCGUUGCUCUGUCUGGGCUGGUUUGCCUUCAUCUUUGUAGUCUGCGGACUGGGCUACGCGCAGCUAUUUAUACACUAUCGCAAGCCCCCACCACCAGCCAAUGUUCUCGAGAAGCCCGUUCGCGACAUUCCUCAUGUCACAAUUAUCCGACCCUGCAAAGGCCACGAGCCAUACCUGGCGGAAUGUCUCUCCUCGAGUUUCCACCAAGUCUACCCACGGACCCGGUUGACGAUACACUUCUGCGUUGCAUCGCGAGACGAUCCCGCCACAGCUGUCAUCCAAAGUGUGCUCAAGCAGUAUCCUGGAUUCGACGCCCGCCUCUUUGUCGAAGAUGAAGAUCCUGCGCUGCACACAGCCGACGGUCCGAACGUGCUGGGACCGAACCCCAAGAUUCGAAAUAUGAGUCGAGCAUAUCGCGAGGGCAAGGAUGAUCUGGUCUGGAUCGUUGACUGCAAUGUCUGGGUCUCAAGUGGUGCAUGUGCACGCAUGGUGGACAAGAUAUGUGGCUACAGCAAGGAUGGGCCUUUUACGAAGGCAUUCAAACUCGUCCAUCAUCUCCCAAUCUGUGUUGAUGUCCAUAAUGACUAUACACAUGGGACCAAGUCCCGCAAACUUCUUCGAUCUAUGAGUCAGGGCCAUGAUGCGCCUCUGACAGGCUCGAUCAGCGUCACAGGCAACUCGCAUGGAUCGGGAGGGCGGCUGGAGGAGCUCUUUCUUUCCUCCUCGCAUGCAAAAAUGUAUGUGGCCAUUUCCACCGUGGCUGUGGCGCCAUGUAUAGUUGGCAAGUCUAACAUGUUCCGGCGUUCACAUCUGUACGGUUUGACUGGCGGCAUGGGCAUCGAUUACUUCAGCCACAACAUCUGCGAGGAUCAUCUCAUCGGCGACCUUCUCUGGAAGAGCACCAUCAACCAUUGCCAGCCGUGCAGCACCGACCCUGAAACCGAAAGCGUCUGGCGGAGCUUGGGCAACCACGGACUUGUCAGGGGUGACCUUGCCAUCCAGCCGGUAGCUGGUAUGAGUGUUACUGGUUACAUCGCGAGGCGCGUUCGAUGGCUCCGGGUGCGCAAGUUCACAGUUCCUGCAGCUACAGCUGUCGAACCCGGAACGGAGAGCGUUGUGUGUUCCUUGAUGGGAGCAUGGGGCGUCACUACAUCGCCACUCACCAAGGAUUUUGCUGGCUCGUCAUGGCCCUGGAUGUUGACGUGGUGGCUGAGCAGCAUGUUUAUAUGGAGUUGUGUGGAUCGCACAGUCUAUCUGCUCUUGCACUCAGGCGCAACGGUCGAAGACGACGACAGCGUUCCCACUUUUGCAAAACCGCUUGCGGAACCCUUGAGGGGCAGACGCAGUUGGGCGACGUGGCUAUCAGCAUGGAUCGGCCGUGAGUUCUUAGCAUUUACGAUCUGGUUCUGGGCUAUCUGGGGAGGUGUAAGUGUGACUUGGCGGGAGAGAAGAUUCUGGGUAGGGUUCGACAUGCGUGUACACGAGAUCCCGCAUCAUGGACAUCAGAGAUCAUCAGUGAAUGGGAAUGGGCAUGCGGCAAAGCAUAAGAUUGUGUAA
Cyphellophora attinorum is the source of this 1575-nucleotide messenger RNA. Its product is annotated as Ceramide glucosyltransferase. The transcript is spliced from 2 exons. The record is from RefSeq and is a predicted model, not a curated record. NCBI's taxonomy places the organism in Eukaryota, Fungi, Ascomycota, Eurotiomycetes, Chaetothyriales, Cyphellophoraceae. Gene Ontology annotation, cellular component: membrane. Gene Ontology annotation, molecular function: ceramide glucosyltransferase activity. Gene Ontology annotation, biological process: glucosylceramide biosynthetic process. The coding region runs from base 1 to 1575 and encodes 524 amino acids.